Penicillium subrubescens is the source of this 1383-nucleotide messenger RNA. Its product is annotated as 3-Oxoacyl- synthase III. Lineage: Eukaryota; Fungi; Ascomycota; Eurotiomycetes; Eurotiales; Aspergillaceae. The transcript is spliced from 3 exons. The record is from RefSeq and is a predicted model, not a curated record. Bases 1 to 1383 code for a protein of 460 amino acids. Gene Ontology annotation, molecular function: acyltransferase activity, transferring groups other than amino-acyl groups.
AUGACAUCGCAAAAUCCUUCAAAAAAUGCAUACGUUCUGGGGGUGGGCCUGACUCAGUUCCUCAAGCCGCGCCGAACCAGGGAGUACCCUGAGCUCGGGUACGAAGCGGCCGUCAAAGCCUUGAUUGAUGCCAAAAUCAAUUACGAUGAAGUGGAGCAAGUGAUAGCCUGCUAUUGCUACGGUGAUACAACCAGUGGCCAGAGAAUAGUCUACAAUCUCGGGAUGACAGGAGUUCCCGUAUUAAACUUGAACCAAGCAUGUGCCACUGGCAGUACAGGUCUACACACAGCGCGGCGGCUUGUCCAGGGUGGAUUGAUCGACUGCGCCCUGGUAAUCGGCUUCGAGCAAAUGCGACCUGGUUCGAUUAAGAGUGUGUGGGAUGAUCGCCCCAGUCCAUUGGGUCCUUCCACCAAACUUAUGGAGGAUAUAUUCGGCAAACACGAUGCCCCACGAAAUGCGCAAUACUUUGGAAAUGCCGGGCAAGAAUAUAUGCAAAAAUAUGGUGCCAAGGCCGAAGAUUUUGCUGAGAUCGCCCGCAUCUCGCACGAACACUCGCAGAGAAACCCAUAUGCUCAAUUCCAGCAAGCGUACUCUUUGGACGAAGUGCUCAACUCUACUCCAGUCUAUGGUCCGCUCACAAAGCUUCAGUGCUCACCCACUAGUGAUGGUGCUGCCGCAGCUGUUAUCGUGUCUCAGCGUUUCCUAGACUCCCGCCCGUCCCUCAAAUCGCAGGCUAUCUUGAUCGCGGGUCAGUCACUCUUGACUGAUGGACCCGAAGUGUACUCGGGAAGCGCCAUUGACCUUGUUGGAUUCAACAUGUCCCGCGAUGCAGCAAGACUGGCUUUGAAAGAAGCUGGAGUCGAUGUUAAAGAUAUCAAAGUGUGCGAGCUCCACGACUGUUUCUCAACGAAUGAGCUUCUGCUGCUAGAUGCCCUUGGAUUUUCUGAGCCUGGCAAGGCACACGAGAUGGUUCGCCGGGGUGAUAUCACGUACGGUGGACGUGGUCCUGUGAUUAACCCCUCGGGCGGGUUGAUUUCUAAGGGACACCCCCUAGGCGCGACUGGAAUCGCCCAAUGUGCCGAACUUACGUGGCAGCUCCGUGGUUGGGCCAAUAAUCGGUUGGUUCCGAACGUUGAUGUUGCGUUACAACACAACCUCGGCUUGGGAGGAGCCGUGGUGGUGACUGUUUAUAAGCGAGCCGAUGGUCAGACCAAUCAUCCUGUGUCAAAUGAAGACGUGAUGCGAAUUUCUGGAUUGGGAUAUAACCCAGCGGUGGAAGCUCAUUAUAUCUCUCCCCAAGACGGCGAGAGCGUGAGGAGCAAGACUAAGCGUCAUGACUAUCCCCUUCGUGAGAUUAAGGCAAAGCUAGCGGCUAGGAUGUGA